GGUGAGGAGUGGAACUGAUUCUUGGUUGUGCACCUUUCACCAUGGUUGACCUACAUAGUGGCAAGAGUACCACCCCUUACACCAAGGCUCAGGAAGAGCAAGCAGCCGCUGUACUUAGAGAGAGAAAGGAGAAGGAUGCCAAGAAGGAGUUGAUAAGACGGGCCAAAAAGUUGGCCCUACAGGAGAAGGCGGCGGCGAAGAAGUUGGAGGAGGAAAUGGAAAGAUUGAAGCAGGAGGAGGAAGAGAAAAUGAAGGCAGUAGAAGAGGAGGAGAUAGAAGAGGGAAAGGAGGCGGAGAUAGAAGAGGAAAAGGAGGAGAUAGAAGAGGAAAAUGAGGAGGAGCCCCUGGUCAGAAGGAGCACCAGGGACAAAGGGGAAUCCAGUGGCACGAACAGGGAGGACUCGUGGUUAGAGAAGAAGGUUUCUGAGUCGGUGGCGAACUUAUCCCUGGGGGAAGAAGAAGAAGCCAUGUUGUCUGUUCCCCGGGAGGAGUAGGAAGCAAUAGUGAAGGAAUUGGAGGCGGAAGAGGAUUCAUUGAGAGGUCAAACAAUAGAGGAGGAGAAAACAUUACAGCGGAAGUUGCGUCUCACCAGGGCGAAGAAGAGGAGGAUGGAUGAGGCAAACAAGAUGGCGAAGGAGUUGGAAGCGAUCAAGGAGCAGAGGGAGCAGAUCCAAGCACAGGUCAACAUACAGGAUAAAUUUGACAUUAUAAC
This is a messenger RNA of Chara braunii, 712 nucleotides long. The record is from the annotation of a GenBank genome assembly. NCBI's taxonomy places the organism in Eukaryota, Viridiplantae, Streptophyta, Charophyceae, Charales, Characeae.